Messenger RNA from Paramecium tetraurelia, 813 nucleotides. RefSeq lists its product as uncharacterized. The record is from RefSeq and is a predicted model, not a curated record. The transcript has 5 exons. Lineage: Eukaryota; Ciliophora; Oligohymenophorea; Peniculida; Parameciidae.
AUGAGCAAUUUCGAUAGUCCCUCAAUGAAUUCUAAGUAUAGCAGACACAAAGGUUAUUUAAAAUGGGAGCUUGCUAAUAAAGACGUUAAAGGAGCUUUUGAUGCUCAAGAGCUAUAAGUUGAAAAAGGAGUCAUAUCAAGAGAUCGACAAGCUAAUUCAGUUAUGGUACCUUCAAAAAAUUCUGCUUAAGCAUCAUAACUUAGUCCAGAACCAUCCGUAACAAAGGAACAUGUCUGUUGUGAUAAAUUAGAUGAAUUAAGCUAGUAAUAUUAACUAAUCAUUAAUGAGCAAAUGAAUAAAUUAACCGAAUUAAAUUUGCUCAUACAGCAACAUUCUAAAUUAUUAAUUGAUUCUUACAAUUAAGGAUUAGAGGAUGCUAAAGCACAAUAAUAAAAAGAAUCUCAAAUUCUGGAUAAUAACCGAUUGUUGAGAGAAAGGGAUAGAUAGAUUCAAGAAUGGGAAGAAAAAUUUAAUAAGGAGAAAAAAUUUGGAGACGAAAAAGAGGAAGAGAUAAGUGAGCUUGAAAAAUAACUGAAAGCAUUGACAACAUAAGUUUAGGUAACAACAAGCUCUGCAGAUUUAGAAAAUGAGAAAAAUCAAUGGAAAAAUAAAUUUAUAACAUUAAAUAAACAGUUCAAUGAAACAGAAUAAUAGGUAGUUGUGCUUGAAAAUGAGAUUGAUAUGUUAAAAUAAUAACAGAAAAAAACAUCAGUUAGGACUACGACAAGAAGAAAAACAGUUACAAAGGAUGCACCACAACCAUGAUAAUUUUAUAUCACCCUAUUAUUUCAAAAUAUUUAAUUCCAACAGAAA